AUGGAUAUUAAUUUGCAGAAAUGUAAAAAAUGUCGAAAAGUUUACCUUUGGAAGCGUUCAUUAGUGAAAAUACAUGCCAGUUUAAAACUUGAUUCUUAUACUUCAAAGAAAGCAGCUGUUAUUUUAACAUUUUGGUAUAAAUGUUCUCAAUAUAAAUCUCUUGCAAAAAGACCUAGAAAUGAAUCCAUUGAAAAACAGAGAUCGAAUACUAAUUGA
Messenger RNA from Rhizophagus irregularis DAOM 181602=DAOM 197198, 216 nucleotides. Lineage: Eukaryota; Fungi; Glomeromycota; Glomeromycetes; Glomerales; Glomeraceae. The record is from RefSeq and is a predicted model, not a curated record.